Messenger RNA from Condylura cristata (star-nosed mole), 5733 nucleotides. RefSeq names its product cation channel, sperm associated 3 (gene CATSPER3). Bases 1011 to 2129 code for a protein of 372 amino acids. The record is from RefSeq and is a predicted model, not a curated record. Gene Ontology annotation, cellular component: membrane. Lineage: Eukaryota; Metazoa; Chordata; Mammalia; Eulipotyphla; Talpidae. Gene Ontology annotation, biological process: transmembrane transport; monoatomic ion transport. Gene Ontology annotation, molecular function: monoatomic ion channel activity. The transcript has 9 exons.
CUGGGGUGGGAAUUGAACUCAUGCUGAAGCUGCUGCAGCUAGCUUGGUAGUGGUAGGCUUUAACCUUUUGGGCCACCAGGGAGGCCCCCUCUAAAUCUUUAUGUGAAUACAGUGGUUCUCCUGCUUCAGUUUCCCUCCAUUUUUUUUUUAACUGACCACUGGCGUAUAGAGGAAUUAAACAGACAUGACCUGUGACCCCUUAAGUGACCUCCACAGAUAACAAACCUGUCCUAGGACAUUUGACUGUGUCCUUCUUUAAAAUUAAAUUAAUAAAAGUUGUGAAAAUAGCAGUUAAUUUCUGAUAUGACGGGAUUUAGGAAAUCUUUGGAUAAAUAAAAUAAGCAUAAUUCUUCAUGCUUUUUCCCUAGACAAAAGGGUAUAGCAUGUCUUUUGUAUUUAGUCACAGACCUGACUUUCAUCAGUAUGUUUAGACAACUAGUGUUAGUAUGGAGUAGUCCAUGCAUUUUGUAAACCAACAUUCAAAAAUAAACUUGUUGAACUCUGUAACUUUCAGCAGAAGUUAUAUGCAAUAGGGUUUUGCUGUGAUGUAUGAGCUUUGUGUUUCAGUGCAUGGUACCUGGCACUAGUAAAGGAGUGACAUGGCUGGAACGUAAGUCCCCUGCUGCCAGCCCUGCUGACUACCAGUUCUGCUUGCUCUGUGCAGCUGAGCUAGUGCUGUCCAAGUGGAGCACAAUGCCACUUGCUGCUGAGGGCAGAAGAGGUGACCUUUGAUUUCGCAUCCCAGGAUGCCUGUCCUUUGCACUUAGCCCUCACAAGGCUCCUUGGGGAUCAGUCCGCUAUGAAAGAGACAAUCUGUGAUUGGAUCAGCUUGUGAGUACACUCCUCAGGGGCCUCACAAGUAACUACUGGAAUACCAAGGUGUGACCUCACAAAGCAAGUGUUCCCUUUGCGGACCCUUUACUGGUGGAAUCUAGAUGCUCAGGAAAUUCCUAAGCAGAGAUUUUCUGUUGGAUGAUAAAUGCAAGGAAUAGAAAUUGGAAAUUUACAAAAUGUCUGAAGCCUUUCAGGAUGACAAGAAAAAUGAAAUAACGAGUCAGGAAUUUGUGAAGAAAGUCAUAACGAGUCGUCUCUUUAAGAUAAUUAUGAUUAGUACCAUCUCCCUGAAUGCUUUUUCCAUGGUCAUGUUCACUGAUUUUCAAACGUCAUACAUUUUCUUCGACUUUUUUGAGGUCUCAGAGCUCUUAUUUCAGUCGAUCUGUAGCGCAGAGUUCUACCUCAAGCUCUAUGUGGACCCCAUCAAAUUUUGGAAGAAUGGCUACAACUUGCUCGAUGUGCUUGUUAUCAUCAUCUUCAGCAUCCCUUACGCAUUAAAAAAGGCAAAGGGCAAGCACUAUCCAUACCUCAACAUCGCUAAUGGCAUACAGUCCCUGCGCAUCCUCAAGCUUAUCACUUACAGCCGUGGCAUCCGAACUCUCAUCACUGCCAUGGGGCAGACGGUCUACACUGUGGCCUCCGUGCUCAUCCUGCUCUUUGUCCUGAUGUACAUCUUCGCUGUCCUGGGCUUCUGCCUAUUCGGGGGUCCCGAUGGAGGUGACCUGGAUAACUGGGGGAACCUAGCUGUUGCCUUCUUUACCCUCUUCAGCUUGAUCACGGUGGAUGGCUGGACAAACCUGCAGCAGAAGCUGGAUGACAGGAAUUUUGCUCUGAGUCGGGCAUUCACCAUCAUCUUCAUCUUGCUUGCUUCCUUCAUCUUCCUCAGUAUGUUUGUCGGCGUGAUGAUCAUCUACAUUGAGGACUCCAUCAAAAAAUUUGAGCGGGAGCUGAUGCUGGAGAGGCACAUGACACUCAUGGAAGAGAAGCAGGUGAUUCUGAAGCGGCAGCAGAAGGAGAUCAGCAGGCUGAUCCAGGCGAAGAAAAACAUUAACCACAGAAGUUUCAGUGAUCUGGUGAAGAACUUCAAGAAGACCCUGCGGCAUGAUGACCCCAUGGUCUUGGAUGACUUUGGCACUAGCCUGCCCUUCAUUGAUGUCUAUUUGUCCACUCUUGACAACCAGGACAAUACAAUCUACAAGCUUCAGGAGCUAUACUAUGAGAUCGUGCAUGUGCUGAGCCAGCUUCUUGAGGAAAUGCCCCAGAAGAAGCCAUCCCAGACCUCGGAUAAUGUCUGAGUAGUUGGGAGCGGGUCACGCUGGCACUGGGUACCGCAAAGCCUGUGACAGACAGGUUCCCCAUUAAACAGAGGCUUUCUGCACAGGCCUCUUAAUUAUGGUUGCCAUCAGUUUCCUUAAUUUGGGGGCUUGGGUCUGGGUGGGUACCCAUGAGGCCUGAUUCCCUGGAGUCCACCUGAUCCCCUCCACCCACAUGAUACCACCAGACCUUGGCAGUAGAGAGAAGGAGGCUCACCAUUCCCCCUGGCCAGGGACCACAUCCAGGGGUCACACUGGCCCUCUGUUCCUUUGACCUCAGCACCAAUGACCACUGGACUCAUAGAGAAGCCACCUGACGAAGAAGUGCCCGCAGCUACCCCACAAGAGUAUAUGACUCCUUUGAAGUGCUGUGGCCCUAUUGGUCUUGGAACCUCCGCCAACUCAUCUAUGUGGGUGUCCGCACACCUGGCACAUGGGGCCCUCACAGGGGUUGUAGUGCUGCAAGUGGCGCAGCUUUGACCAGUGGGGUUCUCUGCUGGGGCGUGGAGAUCAGGGUGGGCUGGCCUGGGGGAGUGGCCUGUGGCAUUGUGGCACACCUCGUACAAGGCCCAGGGGAGCGGUAGCAUCAGGUGCUUUGGACUGCUUCCCCCUUUACGGUUAGUAGGGGUUCUCCACCUAACAGGUGGCACUUUCUGUGUCAUUCCUGUCCAAAUGACUGCCAGUUGCCAAGGUCCAGGCACCAUCCUGGUACAGAGCUCUCUGAAGGCCCAGGUAAGACAGGGCGAUUGGCUCUCCUUGUUUCCAGUUGCUAAGGAGGCAUCUCGAGCCUCCCACCUUGGCAGUGCCAUCAGAGAUAAGGAGCUGCAGUGGAAGACCAUACCUGUAGCUGAAAGCGAGGGCCCAGACCCUUACUGGAGAGCCAGGUGAGAGAAGGCAUGUGGGGGUGGAGCUGAGAAUGGAUGGGCAGAUGCCCCCAUGGGUGGGCCACAGGCUUAAGGCCUGGGUGAUGGCACCCUGAGGCCACCGGAACAAAGAAGGUUAGUCAUGGUUUCUCUCAUGCCUCUGACUUCUAUUCACUGAGCUGUGCAGUUGCUGUGUGUCUUGUGAUGAGAAGCAACAUCUAGCCCUGACCAUGGUUGGUCCCCAUGGUUGCAUCUGGGAAUCAGUGAUCCAUUCUGACUGGAUGAAAGAAAAUUCUCCUGAAGAAGAGACAGUAAUUAAAUUUAGUGAGCAUGUGACUUCUGCAGUAACUCAGACCUUUCCAUGUACAACUGUCCUCAGUCUAAACCAAAUAGAAAGUUGUAUAAAUAGUGUCAAGAAGCAGUGCUCUGGAAUGUGAGACCCUAUGUGUGUGUGGGGGGGGUGCCCGUGAACCUACCUUCAUCCUCGAACAAUGAGAAUCCUGUGCUAAUAUUGCCUUGGGAGGUGGGCCUGAAGUAAGCGGUAACUGUAGUCUGUGUGGCAGAGGGAGCUGCUCAGAGCCUGUGUCCAGUCAGGAGGUCUAGAAGGGGCUUCUGGAGGACCUGUGGCUGCCAGUGCCUGAUCAGGGGGCUGGGAGGGGCUUCCAGUGGAACUGCCCCAUCAGCAGGACAGGCCAACCUCAGGCAAAGAUUGUGACUCAGAGCUGGGGCGAAGCCAACAUUGCCAACUGCUCACAUUGUGCCAGCGUUGCUCAGGAGAAUGUGAAAGCACUUUGCCUGCUCUCCCCAGGAAUACUGAGAAUUGCCUUCAGCAUCUGGGAGUGAACAAAAGACUUAAAACCUUGCUUCAAGCAAGCAAUUUAGAAAAUACCCUGGUUUUGGAAUCAAAAGACCUGGAUUCCUUGGUUGGGUGACUUUGGCAAGGUAACAUAUCUUUCAAACCCUCAGCUAUUUCCUCUGAGAAAUAGGCUGAUAAAAACGACCCACUGUAAAGAUCAAAUAAAAUACACAGGAGAGUGUGAAAAAAGAUGGAGCCAACUUUGGGUCCAUGCUCACCAGCAGCUAUCUGGUAGGUCUAGGAGUGCCCUGGCCAGCAACAAGGUGUCAGGGAGGAGAGUGUGGAGCUGAGAGCAGGAAGCCGGGGUCAGAACCUGCAGAGGGACAGGAAAUGGGUUUCCAGAUGGAGCUGAUGCAGGAUGUGGUGGGCAGACAGCUUGUUGGACCAGGAAGGUUUGGGUUCCAGGCCCAGAAGGGAGACUGGGGGCACAGGACUGCCGUGUGAGGGGGCAAGCAGCCUUUCAGGGCACUCACAAGAGGCUGUCACAGAGCAGAGAACUGGGAGAAUGACGUGGGGAGGGCUGACCCAGCACUGCUGGCAGAACACACCUACGGAUAUUUGGCGCCCAGUCCUAAAGCGGCAUUUCUGUUUGGCUGUGUUUGCCUGCAGAGCAAACACUGGUAGAUUGGAAUUCCCACUUGGUCUCUCACCAACUCAAACAGGCUUGGCCAAGACUUUCUAUUGAUUUGCUUGGGGCAAAAAUGGCUCUGCUUGCCCAGGCCUGGUGGUAGAAAAUAGGACCUUCUUUCUCCCCCCCACCCCCAACACCCCUCAGUCCUGGGAUCCUCAGAGCUGCCCCAGAUGGCUUGCUCAUCUCCAUUCUGCCAGCCUUGUGGGUUAGGGGGCCUCAGGGAGAGGUAGGGGGUCUGGCCUGAGUCCUCUGGUCAUACCCAGGCCUUCCCCCAGCUCUUGUGGGAAUGAUCUGGAGUCCAAGGCUUGAACUGUUUGAAAGGUAGCUGGACUUUUGUUUUGUUUAUGCUGCUUGUUGAUUCUACCAUGAGGAAGCAGUUGAUGCUACCAUGAGGAAGCAGUUCUUACUAUUGUGGCUCUCCAGGCAGUGACUGAGAGUAUUAGCUGCUGUGAAUUACAGUAACCCCUAGAAAUAAAUUAAGAGAAGCUGGAAACUGCACACCUUGAUGCUUUCUGUGAUACAGGUGAGACAGGACACUUCCUAAAACAAAUUGCCUUCCCAUAGGUCAGGCUUUGCUUUCAGCGGCAUCUCUGCUUGUUUUGGUUCUCAGUUCCUGGUCCCCUUUGCCUGGGCCUGCCUGCUCCAUCAUCCCACAGGUUCUCCAGAGAAAAGGUGGUUCAGAUCUCCUCACUAGCUACGGACAAAGGCGAGGUAAUUGCUGCUGAUUCAGGUCACAGGGGUUGGGAAGUGAGGGGAGAGGAGCUGAAUGUAGUGGAGUGAGAUUCACUAACACACAAGUGUCCCCCACCCAGCUCUCUGCCCUGAGCUUCCCUUUCCUAACUACACGCCUGUGUGCACUGGGAGACUGGGGAGAACGGGCCUGGAGAGCUGGGAGGAAAGGGAUGCACUGCUGCAUUCUGGGUCAGACUGGGUUCUUCACGUGAAAAAUCAAGGUAAUGGGCAAAACAGCAAACUAAGAGACCAGCAAGUUUCAGUGGACCUACACAGUGAGGCAGUGGCAUGGGAGAGCACAGAAGGAAGAACAAAGGACACAGAGGCAGUGGCUGACACAGCUGGGGUAUGAGACCUGAGGAGAAAUGGGGCCCAGAAGCUGCCAGUGUGAGAGGAACUGGUGCCUCACUGAUACAAAUGAUAGGAAUUACUGAAUGAUUUUUGGUUGCUGACUUAAUACCAUUUAAAAAUGAAAAUCCAGGCCCUCCCUGGUGGCGCAGCAGG